UCAGCUCUUGCAAUCUCGCUUUAUCCUCUAUUUCUGUCGCCCUCACAAGAGGGCCUUUUCCAAGGGUCAUUUGCAAGCCUUUUUCUUCAUCCUCAACCCUACAGCUCUCCACUGUCCUCGGCUGCCCUGCAAAACCUACCUGGACGGCCCAUCUAGAUCAUGGACCACCCCCCUCCUCCAGCCCCCUCACCGGGCUGGAAGGUGGCAACCGCGAAAAAACAGAGCGACUCUCCUCGGCGGGGCUUCGGGUGACAUCACAUCCUCCGAAUGCGAAAUCUGCCUCCUCGGCCGUCCGAAGGGCGCAACUUCCCCCCUCGGGGUCCCACCAGCUCCUGCGCGCGUCCGCUCGUGUCGCGCAGCGCCGAGCGCGCCAUGGCCUCUCGGGUGACUGCCCAGCUCCUUCCGCUGGCCCUGCUGCUUCAGGCCGCCGCCGCCGCCGGGCCCAGACGGUUCCGCAUGUCGCCCGGGAAGGUGGACGCCAAGCUCGGCCAGUCGGUGGAGCUGCAGUGCGAGGUGCUGCUAACCAGCGUGACGUCGGGCUGCACCUGGCUCUUCCAGAGGAACGAACCUGCUUCGCGCCCCAUCUUCCUGGCGUACCUCUCCAGAAGCCGGACCAAGUUGGCCGACGGGCUGGACUCCAAUCGGAUCUCGGGCAGGAGGAUUGACGACACCCGCUACGGCCUCACCCUGAACAGAUUCCGCAAGGAGGAUGAAGGCUACUACUUCUGCUCCGUCGUGGGCAACUCCGUUCUGUACUUCAGCUCCUUCGUACCGGUCUUCCUGCCAGUCAAGCCCACCACUACUCCAGCGCCGCGACCACCCACGCCGGCGCCCACCAACGCGUCGCAGGUGUCUCUGCGCCCGGGGACCUGCCAGCCUGCGGCGGGCAGCACAGUGGAAACAAGUGGGCUGGACUUCGCCUGUGAAAUCUAUAUCUGGGCACCCCUGGCUGGGACCUGCGCCUUCCUUCUCCUGUCGCUGGUCAUCACCGUCAUCUGCAACCACAGGAACCGGAGGCGUGUUUGCAAAUGUCCCAGGCCCGUGGUCAGAUCAGCAGGCAAGCCUAGCCCUUCAGAGAGAUACGUCUGACAUGGAGAUGGUCCUCAUGCAACAGCCACUACAAGACCAAAUAAAACUCUCUUUAUGGGGACAGUAACAGUCCUUCCCUUUCAGUUUUUCCAGCUUCCUUCUUUAUGUAUCUGCUCUCAUUAUUAUCUUCAUGGGGGUGGGGUGGGAAGAUGACUUUUUCUUUAGGUGUUUUCCUUAGUUGACACAAAAGAAGACUGUAUGUCUACAGUACACCACAAGGGUUGCGAUACCAUUGUGUGCACGCACUGGGGUAAAGGGUGGGCAGGCCAGAGCUACUGCAAGCCAUGUUCUCAGAAUCUGGUGGUUAGAGCUGGUGGGGGCGUGGGGGGACUUAGCACAGCUCAGCACAAACCUCUUCAGUUGACAUCCAGGGAUGGGAGGCAGCUUGAUCAGAGUCACAGCAAUGUUCAGGGCUCUUCCUCUGACCAUUCAGGUCUUUCUUCUGGAGGCCUCUAUCUCAGGGUGGGGUGGUGUGUCUCAAACCUCAAGGGCACAAGUUAUUUCUUCAGCACCAGUGAUAGACCCGCAGUCCCAAAGAGGUAACGGAAUUAGAGAACUUCUGCCUUUCAGAGUUCGGUAAUGCAGUUGAAUAGUAUCAGACUAUUUUUUAUUAUGAAGUAUGAAACUGCAUGGAGUAGGAAUUCCUCAGAUAAAAUGGAAAGGGUUAACUAAAUCCUGGCAAAUGAAAAAAAAACUGAAAUCUAUAUGGGGCAGGGCAAAAUUGCUCGUCCAGCCCUUGCAUUGCAGAGGGGCCCAUGAUGGAGGGGAGACCACUCCUUUCUUUACAAGUGUGAUUUGAGCGUCAGCACAGUUGAACAGAAGUCCUCUUGCACCUCUCAACUUGAGACACCGUAUCUGAACACGCCCCUGGACCCUUGACUUCUGCCAGUUUGUAAGGGCAACGUUGCUCCAGAGCUGCCAGCACAGGCCAUAGCCUUCCCUCCAACUGGCCCCGGCCCCACCCCCCAUCCCCUUACAGAUGUAGGGACGUGGCAGAACAGACUCUGGUAAGGAAGCUAAGAGCUGAACUUGCUGCCCUACAUCCACAGUUCCUCUCUUAUGUACGUGAGCAAGCAGUGAGUGAAUGCUCCUUGGAAGAAAAAACAUAGAUAAGGAAAUAAGAAUUAGCCGUAAUUCUUUGUCUCAGGUAUAGUCCAUUGUUAAUAUUGUGGUGUACAUUCUCCCUGAUUAUUGUCUAUGCAUAUGAGGGACAUACUUCUGUUUUUAAAAAAUGGGACUGCACUAUGUGUUUAUAAAUGGCUUUAAUAAAUGAACAUUUAUGGCAUACUA
Molecule: messenger RNA, 2379 nt
Organism: Suricata suricatta (meerkat)
Lineage: Eukaryota; Metazoa; Chordata; Mammalia; Carnivora; Herpestidae
Gene: CD8A
Product: CD8a molecule
Exons: 6
Coding region: 268-1089 (273 amino acids)
Source: RefSeq, a predicted model, not a curated record